Molecule: messenger RNA, 5997 nt
Organism: Nothobranchius furzeri (turquoise killifish)
Lineage: Eukaryota; Metazoa; Chordata; Actinopteri; Cyprinodontiformes; Nothobranchiidae
Gene: b4galt5
Product: UDP-Gal:betaGlcNAc beta 1,4- galactosyltransferase, polypeptide 5
Biological process (GO): carbohydrate metabolic process
Cellular component (GO): Golgi apparatus
Molecular function (GO): UDP-galactose:glucosylceramide beta-1,4-galactosyltransferase activity
Source: RefSeq, a predicted model, not a curated record
UCCGUGUUUGUUGAGUAGGAGCUACCGUUAACGCCCACUUGAGGUACUGCUCUUUUUUUCCCCUUCUUCUCUGCAGAGAGACGGCUCCAUUCAUAGGGUUGGGCAGGCGGGUAGGCAGGCAAAGUGCAAGAGCGUUAGGGACACUAUCAGCGACGUUGUGUGGAACCUAAAGGAUGGUCUCACGCUGAGAACAAGGCCACUUUAAACCGCGCUGUCUUUGUCAGCCAUCGGACCAUACCCCACAGUAAAGCCGAAACCAUCUCCUCAGGAAUGGAAUUCGAGUGUCUCGGUUGAACACUGGCGGUCUCAUCCUUUUUUUUUCCCGACCUGCCGCGGAAAUAGACUGACUUCCUUGUAGCCACUGCCGCAGACCUACCACUCCAUUCGAUUCAUUUAACCCAGGGCCGUCCGCGGACUGCUGGCUCAGGCAUCUGGACACAUCGGGACUGGUCUACCAUCGGUGAAGAAAAGCAAAAACGUGCCGCUGUGUGUGCUUUCGCUGCUUGUAUGAUGCCGACACAUUUGCGUUUCCGGAGAAGGUCAUUCCUUGGGCUUUUAUUCCUUUUUUCACUGUCCACCUCGGCACUGUAUUUCAUCUACUCCGCCCCCGGAAUCGUGAAUGAGUAUGUUUUCAUGGUUCAGGCCAGGGGCAUCCAGAUCAGAGAGAACGUGAAGAACAUUGGAGCUCAGGUUCUAGAGCAAGUGGUGAGGGGGGCCUACAGCAUCAAUGGGACAGAUUAUUCCUAUGACUUCAACUUCAGCGAGAGUGACGCCCCUCCCACGACAUACCUCCCUGAGGGUUUCACAUACCUCCCCUCGCAGGUUUGCCCUGAGAAGCUGCCCUCAAUGAAGGGCAGAUUGGAGGUGAACAUGACUGAAAUAUCUCUGGAGGAGGUCGAAAGGUUUUCGCUGGAGCGAGAGCCUAGCAUGGCCCCAGGAGGCUUCUGGAAGCCCACAGACUGUUUACCUCGUUGGAAGGUGGCGAUUCUGGUUCCAUUCAGGAACCGACAUGAACACUUGCCCAUCCUCUUGAGACACCUGGUGCCUGUGCUGCAGAAGCAGAGACUCCAGUUUGCCUUUUAUGUCAUAGAGCAGGGGGGUACGGAACCAUUUAACCGAGCCAUGUUGUUCAACGUGGGCUUCAAGGAGGCCAUGAAAGAUUUGGACUGGGACUGUCUGAUUUUCCACGAUGUAGACCACCUCAUGGAGAACGACAGGAACUACUACGGCUGCACAGACAUGCCCAGACAUUUUGCAGUUAAACUCGAUAAGUACUCCUACAUGCUUCCAUACAAUGAGUUCUUUGGUGGUGUCAGUGGCCUCAUGGUGAAGCAGUUCAAAAAGAUCAAUGGAUUUCCUAAUGCAUUCUGGGGCUGGGGAGGCGAGGACGACGACCUCUGGAACAGGGUGCAGUUUGCUAAUUACACCGUAAGUAGACCGCAAGGAGACCAGGGACGCUACAUGUCCAUUCCCCACCAUCAUCGUGGGGAAGCCCAGUUCCUGGGAAGGUAUACUCUUCUACGUCACUCAAAGGAGCGACAGAAAGUGGAUGGUCUUAAUAACCUAAACUACUUCCCGCUAGUCUCCAGAAGUCCCCUCUUCACCAACAUCACAGUCAGCUUGAGCAGAAAGCUUGCACCCAUAGCUGACUACUGACGCAGACAGAGCUGGACUGCUAAACACCUGGGAAUCAAAGUCCUCUGGGACAUCAGCCAUAUCUCACCAGUUGCAGCACUGCUUUAGGACUUUUUAGUUGACGAUCUUUGCUCUUUGUUCAUUAAUUUUUUUGCUUUUGUUUUUGUUUGUAUGCAAAAAGAAAAAAAUGGAGACCCAAAUUAGUACGUUUGAUAAAUCAUAUAAGAAAAUAGGGAUAAAUGCUGCACUUAUUUGUGCCACAGUUCAUCACUUCUCAUCUGGGCUUGUCUCCACAUGCCUUUUGCACCAUUUUGGCCUUCAGCAUCCAUUCCUCAAGGUUUUUUGUUUUGUUUGUUUUAUUUUAUUUAUUUUUUUGUUCCGUAACAUCAUUCUUCUGACGACGAUUAGCCGCCCUGCACUGUUGUGCUUGAUUACUAAAAAUAGGUGACGACACACACUGAAGUGCACGCUCACGCCGCACAUGCACGCUUUUUACAAGAGUAUGACUUAAAUGUGCUGACAUGAUCCUGGGCUUGGAUUGUCGUUUAUUUAAUUUAUUAUGGGUUUUAUUUCAUAAAUGCAGUACAACCUGUGAAAACAUUUGCAUGGAAACAUUAACCUUAGACCGCCACACAGCAACUUUGACCGAGUGGACUUCUUGCAGCUGGUUCUGCACAAGGUAUGCCAAAUCCACAAGUGAAGAUAGUGGGAAAAGAUGAUAUAUUGUAUGUGAAAUAGUUUAUUCUGAGUUGAAAAAAUAUUACUUCUUUGAUCAUCUCCUUAUUUGUAUUUUUUUUUUCCAUUGAACAUACCAUUUGAAGACUGUGAUGUUUGUGUUUGCAUUAGUCUCAUUGAAUGUUCUGGCUGCCUGCUAUGGCUGUAUGUUGGAGUGCAUUGCUCAUCCUGUUGGCAAUAAGCUGUAGUAUCACACAGCAGAAAUUAGCCCUGACUUCCUUAUUGUACAGAUGCAAUAGCAUGGGUGCUAGCAUACCCCCCAUUGGACUACAGAGAAGGAGCGACUGUGUAUGCAAAUUUCACAUUCAGUUUGGUUUUGCCUAAGCAAACGUGCCGCCUUUUUCAGAACUCACAUGUUUGUUUGUUUGCCUGUGUGUGUGUGUGUGUGUGUGUGUGUGUGUGUGUGUGCGUGUGUUCCCUGUCUGCGCGCAACUGAGGGCGAGCUAUGCAAAUGGCCUGCACGAGGCUCGUCAGUGCAAGUUCGUCAGGGGUGACUUGCAGGAGACGCCGUCUCUAAACUCUGACUUUAGACCUCACUUUCUGCACAAGUCCAGGCCAGGAAGAGAGAAACGGUUGCAGGUUGUAUUUUUAGAUCUCACGUUUUCUUAAUGGUAACUCGCCUUCAUUUUUCUUUUUCUUAUAAUUUUUUAUUUUAUUUUUUUUUUGUAUGAAAGAUUUGGAGGUAGAGAAUAACUGAUUGCUGUCAAUGGUGUUUACAGAAGUGUUUAUUUCUAGUUUUUUUGGAUUGUCUAGCGUUUGUAUUGCUGUUAUCCAGCUUCCUCCAUCCAGGGUGCUGUGAAUGUUGUAUGUCCAACCACGGUAUGGCUGCCUGUGUGUGUGUGUGUGUGUGUGUGUGUGUGUGUGUGUGUGUGUGUGUGUGUGUGUGUGUGUGUGCGUGCGCGCGUGCGCACGUGUGUGUGUGCGUGUGUGUGUGUGUGCGUGUGUUUCUUUUUAACUGACGUGUGUGCUUGCAUAGAAAAAAAAAGACGUCAGGUGAUGACCACUGAUUAGCUUUAUGUUCAGGCUUUGAGAUUUUGAUCUGGCUGAUUUAUUAUGAUUUUAUUAGUCUUGUUUUUAUAAUUAUUCCUGAGGCAUGCAGCCUAACACUGUGCUUUAACACAGUCUGACAACCCUCUGGUAUACACAGCAGCUCCUCUCUAAUUUGUGUUUGACAGUGUUUUGAUUACUGGGGAAAGCUCCCAGUACUUUAAGCAUAGUUCCUUUUUUUUUUUGUGAAUAUCUAUAUCACACCGACGUACUCUCCUCACCGUCUGUCCUCUAGUCGUUGCAGCUACAUAAUUUCACACAAAUCGCCUUGUAUGCAUUUCUUCAGACGUAUGUUUAGGUAGACACGUGGAUGAUUGAUUAAUUUGUUGUGUUUCUACGAUAAAAUAAGAAGUUUAAAAAAAAGAGGCUGGACCUCGCUCUAUUUAUUUGAUGGGAUAAUUUCCUUAAUCGUUCUUAUUUUUCUUGCGGUUGACGUGAUGACUUAGAAAGUGACUUCUGACAGACCGUUUUAGAUGCACUGAAACAUAGCUGUGUGUGUUCGUGUGGGAUUGUGAGGCUCUGUUCUGCAUUCCAUUUUUUAGUUCUGAUGCAGAUUUCUUCUCCAGACGUGGUGUGACUUGAGCCAGCUGUGAUGAAAUGGAAUGGUGCCUGUACUGUAGCCCCGCGUUAUUAACCUCCUGAGCAGACAUGUUGGAGGAGGCCAUUUUGUGUGACAACCACAGGAAGAGCAAGACACAGUUAGAUAAAUGCUGAUGGCCACUGGCUUCCACUGUUCACCUCUAUCAUAACUGAUAAUCAAUGGUGCUGACCGGCCACUUUCACCAUCGCAGAAGCUAUAAUUGUUUUACUUUUGUAUGAUAGCUUCCAUUGAUUCAACCCUCCAGGUGAAGCUUAUUCAUGUAUAUAAAGCUGAACUUCAUUCCCUCGUGCAAAACGCGUGCUUCUAUCCCAGCUAGUCACAUGGGGAGGUGCCCAGUGGAUGUCAUGGACAGCAGCAGCAGUUUGUGUUAAGUUUUCUUUUCCAUGUGUGUUUGAGUGAAAUGGCUAAACCUCUCAGAGGUCUAACCAUCCUCCAUCUACAUGUUCAAGCUUUUUUUUAUUUUGUUUACCAGCGCUGAUGAGAACAGCGCUGAUCUGGUUAUUUACAGCUGGCAGGUUUUCUUUCUGUUUCCCUACACAUACAUGAUACACUGUAAAUGAUCUUUAAAGAAGAAAAAAAACUUGAAUGCUUUAAAUUAAAAGCUAGACGGACAUGUAGUUAAAGCCAAAUGGUUUUGGUAUGAAGCGACAGUUCAGACUGUGAGCUAACCCCUCGAUCUAAACUUGAGUUUUUUUUAGAGUCAGUAUUAGGCUCCUCAAAGCACGAGCAGUCGCAUCAGGUCACGUUUGAGAGCGUCGUUUUGUGACCAGCAUUUGAAAGAGGGGUCAAAUCUGUCAGCGCACACUCUGGUUUUCUACUCAAAGACAAAAAAUAUAACGGUAAAUGAUUUAGUUUAGAGUCCGUGACAACAGCAUGAACAUGGUCUAAAAUCGGACCGGGACUGCUGCUCUAAAAAAAUAAAUAAAAAAGAGGCUUUAUCUUAUGGAAAUCUGAACCUGUCCUGAUUCAUUCUGUGCCAGUUUAAAUGAAGGGACCAUUCUUCUGGGCAUCUGACAAGACUGGCAGCCUUAAAGCUUUUUAAUUUAUUGCAUAACUUUUUUUUCCACUUGUUUUUAUUUUAUUUUUUAUAUGCGGAAAUAUUUAAAUUUGAAAAAAAGAGUGCAUAUCAAGAUAAUGAUUAUUGUAAAUAUUGUUGUUGUGUGUAGUGUUUUAGAAAUUCUAUUAAGGUCUUAAAUCACUACAGAUGCUAGCAUAAAGAACAAGGCUUCGGGGAGGGGGGUUGGCUCGGGGUUUUACUGGUGCCAUUUAAGUGCUUGUGGAGCUUACAUAGUGACAUCAAUGUUUUUACAUCACCGCUUCCAAGCACAAACUUUUUUUUUUAGUGUUUACUUUUUUUCUUCUUUUUCUUUGAGAUACAAAAAAAGUUAUUUUCCCAUAAAGUUAAAAACCUCUCACAAUCUCAGAGAUGCAUUUCCGAGACCCACCCCCACCCUCAAUCCUUAACUUGCUGUGGCAGAAUUAAGACCUCAUGACGGAGUGGGAGAGGCGCUGUGAUUUUCCAAUGGACUUCCUUGUUUCCUGCGUCUCUGACAGCACUUCGAGGUGGGGGUUGGGGUUGGAGGGUACGGUGGAGGUCAUGGGAAAGCACCGCAACAUAAAUUUUUAGCCAAACAAAAUAAGUUUUAUGUUGCAAGACAACAAAAGGCACCCAAACCAGCGACGCAAUCCACUCCAAAAUCUUCAAUUAUUUUUUUUUAUGAAAUUUACCAAUUAAAAGAAAAUAGGGCACAGAUAGCUAAAUUUAAAUAUUUAUUUGAUCACAAGGAGAGGGGAAAAAAUUCUCCUGAAAUUGAAGCCAUUCGAAGCCACUUGUCCAAACUUGAUGUCAGCCUUAUGUGGAUCUGUUUGUGUAUUGGCAUAUUAUCUUUUGAUUAUUACAAUUUGUAUGAUGGAGAUUUUCUUUUUUACCAUCAUUGUUAUUGUCAGUACACCAAUAAAAUGAAACUUGUAAAGAUCAA